Messenger RNA from Labeo rohita (rohu), 1222 nucleotides. RefSeq names its product apolipoprotein A-Ib (gene apoa1b). The record is from RefSeq and is a predicted model, not a curated record. Gene Ontology annotation, molecular function: lipid binding. Gene Ontology annotation, cellular component: extracellular region. Lineage: Eukaryota; Metazoa; Chordata; Actinopteri; Cypriniformes; Cyprinidae. Gene Ontology annotation, biological process: lipid transport; lipoprotein metabolic process.
ACCUCCGGAUACGGGCCCCCUCCCUCUCGCUCGGCCUUAUAAAAGAGCCGCCUCUGGUCCUGUUCUUCAGUCUCUUCCCAGACCAGCUACAUCAACAGAUCCAUGAUGAGGUUCGUAGUCCUCGCCCUUGCUGUUUUGCUGGCAGGCUGCCAGGCCCGUUUCCUGCAGGACGAACCGCCAUCGCAUCUGGAGCACAUGAAGUCUGAGCUCCAGGUUUACUCCGAUAAUAUGAAGCAGUCCGCACACAGGAUCCUCGGUCACCUCGACGACACCGAAUUUGAAGACUACAAGGAAUUCCUGGGCCAGUCUGUGGACAACAUCCACAACUACUUUCAGCACGCCUUUCAAGCCAUCCCAGUUGCCGCCCAGGUGCUGGAGGCCUUGGCUCCCAUGCGUGAGAAGUUGACCAAGCACGUGGAGGACCUCGGCAAGCAGAUCGAGCCCCACCGUGAGGAGCUGAGGCAGGUGCUGGAGAAGCACAUCCAGGAAUACAGAGAUGUGCUGAAACCUUUCAUCGAGGAGUACCUGGCCAAGCUCAUGGAGGAAGAAAAGACCAAGCUGGAGCCCGUGGUCAAGAGCUUGAAGGAGAAGAUCGGACACAACUGGGAGGAGACCAAGUCCAAGCUGAUACCCAUCUUGGAGGCUGUGCGUGUAAAGGUGGCAGAGCAACUCCAGGAGCUGAAGACCCAGCUGGAGCCCUACAUCCAGGAUUUUAGGGAUCAGAUGGAGAAGGGAGCCCUGGAGUUCCGCCAGAGCGUGAGAUCCGGAGAACUGAGGAAAACGUUGAAUGAACUGGGCGAGGAGGUGAAGCCUCACUUCCAGGCUAUUUUUGCCGCCACCCAGAAGGCUAUUAACCAAGGAGUAAACCGACCCUUUUUUACACCACCCACCUUCCUUUCACCUCGCCGCCUGCACCGAGUACCGACGCCUCGACCCGUCGUCAUCAGGAUGGCCUUUCUCAGAGCUUCGCUGGCCUUCCCUGAAGCACACACGCUCACACAUGCUCACAAUACACUCAUAUGCACUUUUUACACAUUCCCACGACUACAGGACUCUAAAGGGCAAUCACAGCUAAGAAUAAAAGAACACUGAAACCUGUUCAUUCAAAAAUGCCUAGCAAAAAUCCUUUGUUAAGCUGCUUUUUGUCAACAACUGAUUUUCAAUGUUCAAUGAAAUGAAAUAAUAAAAAGAAAAAUAAUAAUAAAAAAAAAACUUUCAUACU